UAUUUGUCCAUUCUUUCUUCUUCUUCUUCCUUUCAACGUUCGUUCUCAAAAUAGAUGUGUCCAACUAUAACAUAUGCAUACCUUUACACUUCUCCGGGGUGGACGGGUCGUGAAAAACAACCAAGAAGAAAAUCAAUAAAAAUAUAUUUUUGACGUAAGUCAUUUACGAAGGAGGGGGGGAGCUCUCAAAUAUUUAACCGUGUCACGACCGAAAGAGGGUGCGACCGAGCCGAAAGAAAAAGUAACAAGACAAAAACGAGUUUUCAACAUUGACCGAGAUUUUUUGUUUUUUUUCGUACACUCACGGAAGCUGUGCCAUAUGUUGGGCAAUCUCGGUCAGCAGCGUGAAUGCUGAACGCGGGUGUUUCUCUCGCUCCUGAUCUGCUGUUGUUAUCUCUUCAACAUUAGUAGUAUAUUAAUGCGCGCAACGACGGGAAUUGAGGCCACUAGAUCCUUGGCGGCUAUUAUAAUAGAGAGAAACAAUCUUGUAAACUAUUCGAAAAAGCUCGGCGUCACAUGUAAUCAGUCGCUUUGCAACUGGAGCGCGGGAUGCGCCGCUUUUUCUACUAGCGCAUUUGUCGGGAUUUUAUUAAUUUCGAAUCGUAUAUUUUUGCGCUCGCACAUGUUUUAUCCGACACAAGAACGAUGCGCACGCUCACUAUAUGCCAUCAGAGUUUGUGUAGAGGGAAUUGCUGUGAGGUAUAGCGGGGCGGAGGGGGGCAAGGUCUUUUUCCACCAUCCCGUUUGUUCUCUCUCUUUUCUAUAAACAUGGGCCAGCGGCGUUGGCCACCAGUCGACUUUACACUUUCACCGUCGUUGGAAGCAAGAGAGACGUCGUCCUCGACAAGUCGACGUCGUUGUUUUACCUCAGCAGCGCGGAAGACGGCGACGACAACCAUCAAAUUCUAUUACAAACUUUUAUUUCGACGGCGUCCAGUCAGAACUGUCGGAUAUGACGACUUGAGUCGAUCCUUGCUGUCGGAAAACGAUGACGUGAAAUCGGACAACGUCCAUUGCAACAAACUCAGCCGAAGUAGUUCACUGCGUCGUUCCAGCGAUUUGAAUUCGUCUGCGUCCUCUACUGUCUCACCGAAACCUUGGCGUCGUUUUUCAGAGAGAUUCAGUGGUGCCACCUUGAGCGCUGCCAUGGCGUCUGCUACCAAAUUGAGAAGGAACACGGUUGUGGCAGUGUCAACCGGCAAGCUGGAUCAAGUAGCCUUGUCCGUCGAUGCUCGUACUAGUACUGCACAGUCCGAGGAUCCAAUGACGAUAGUUGAAUCAGAACUUAUUACUAGUCCUAGUAACAAGGAAAACAAUCAGACUUUAUCGUCGACCGAAUCGCAGCAGAAAAAUCACCAACUGAAAAAGUUCAGUCAGAGCACUCCAGCUUUGCCGCAACUCCACUAUGAUCUCCAAGAUCUCGGUCAAUCCAAAUCGAAACAGAAAAAGUUCCUUCGUCACUUUCCUUACGUGGCCAGAGAUGAACGCGUCCUCAACCAUUAUUCUUGUGCCUUGGUUGGUGACAUCUUCUUGCAAGGAAACUUGUAUGUUACAUACAAUUACUUUGCAUUUCACUCGAAUGUCUUUGGCUUUGUCAGGAAGAUACUUAUUCCCAUGGCUGAUGUUCGCAAAAUAACCAAGGAAAAAACAGCCAAAUUCUUUCCAAAUGCCAUAGCCAUCACCACAGCUACGGAAAAGCACCUUUUCAGUUCUCUCAUGUCUAGAGAUGUUGCCUACAGGUUAGCAUUGAGUGUCUGGAAGAAAUUCCACUUUCCCAAUCGCAUGGGAGACUGCUUAGAUGGAGAAAGGGAACAUGAGGGUUCAUCACAAAAUGGAGAACAUUCAAGCAAUGAAUCUUCACAGAAUUCCGUUGAAGGCCUAAUAAUUAGUCCUGAAAUCGGCAGCGUUCAAAUAACUACUGCCACGGAAGCAACCUCGUCGGAUCCGGAUGAUUCGGCUCUCGAGCGUUCGUAUUCUCCUACACCUGAACGUGAAGAGGCAAAAGACGAAAGACUUUCUCUUGGACUGUCUUCAUCCAUUGCCAAAUCGAGGAAAAGUCUAAUGAAUUUCUUUUCUUCUCGUACGUCUCUGGUCAACGAAGAAGAUGGAGACGAUGACGAUGUAGUAUCAGAUGAUCUCGGCGAAACGUUUGACAACCGUUCAUCAAAAUUACAUAACAACCCUUUUGAGCUAACCUGGGGUUCCAGUGGCAUAUACCUACUUCUAGUCAUCCUGUGCCUGUCAGCGGGCGUACUGUGGUAUCGAAUAUUUCUGCUGCAUUCUCAUCUUGAACUGAGAUUGUCGCCAGAAGCGGUUGGGGACACGUCUCCUGUCAACUCUCUGUACUCUCCUCAGAUGCAAGAAAUAGUCGACAAUUUGCAUCUGCUACUAACGUCUCGUUCGACCAACGAGCAAAGGGAGAGAUCGACCGUGGCUUGAAAAUAGCGCUUUUCUGAGCUACUUCAAUCAAUGGCAAAUAUGAGGCAUAUUUAACCCUCCACUUAAAUUUCCUUUUCAAUCGACACGCGGUGAAUUUACCCAAGGAAUAAUCCCUACACACCAAAAACACCUCUACGUUUCUCUCGAAUCGCAUCGACAUUUUUCUUUUUUCUUCCUUAUUUCUGUUUCAAGGAACCCAACCGAAAAUAUUCAAAAGUCUCUCGAAUUGUUAUUCACGUCACAUCUCUAAAGCGAUAGCUAUAAUUUCGUGUUUUUACUAUUUAAUUAUUUCAUAAGAAGAGUCUAUUAUUGUACAUCAAUUGGAGGAUGCCAUGUUUUUUUUAUUAUUUGUGUUACUUUAGAACUCUUCGGAUGAUUAAUGACAUAGUCACCCAUUAUUGACAUAUCCGACAUUCCGAGUGAUUUCUUUUCUCUAUCGUCUAUAGUUCUAGUCCAGACUGUAGUCGGCAGAUGAUAAUCGACUGUGAAAAAUUGUAAUUUGUUGCGAGCAACAUCAUCACCUGCCUUAUAAUUAUGCCUCAGAUUUAAAAUACGACUUGUUUUUUUGUUGUUUCCAUAGCAAACAUAAAUUAAUCCGAGUUUGUUUUCUCUUAAUACCCCUUAUAUAUAUAUAUAUAAGCUUAGAUGGAUACUUAUUGUGUUUUUUUUUGUUUCCUUUUGGCAACGCAAAGAAAUACAGGAAACAGGAUGUGGAAUGCA
Daphnia pulicaria is the source of this 3159-nucleotide messenger RNA. RefSeq names its product sterol 3-beta-glucosyltransferase-like. Gene Ontology annotation, molecular function: sterol binding; sterol transfer activity. Bases 769 to 2439 code for a protein of 556 amino acids. Gene Ontology annotation, biological process: intracellular sterol transport. NCBI's taxonomy places the organism in Eukaryota, Metazoa, Arthropoda, Branchiopoda, Diplostraca, Daphniidae. Gene Ontology annotation, cellular component: endoplasmic reticulum-plasma membrane contact site; plasma membrane; endoplasmic reticulum membrane. The transcript is spliced from 9 exons. The record is from RefSeq and is a predicted model, not a curated record.